Morus notabilis is the source of this 1525-nucleotide messenger RNA. Its product is annotated as delta(12)-acyl-lipid-desaturase. The transcript has 2 exons. Gene Ontology annotation, biological process: lipid metabolic process. The record is from RefSeq and is a predicted model, not a curated record. Gene Ontology annotation, molecular function: oxidoreductase activity, acting on paired donors, with oxidation of a pair of donors resulting in the reduction of molecular oxygen to two molecules of water. Bases 129 to 1283 code for a protein of 384 amino acids. Lineage: Eukaryota; Viridiplantae; Streptophyta; Magnoliopsida; Rosales; Moraceae.
AGAGAGAGAGAGACAUCUUUCGGUGCAAGAGUGAGAGAGAAGAAGAGAGAUAGAGGGCGCUUGUUUUGUACAGUGCUUUCCAGGAAACUGCUUUCUCCAACAGAGCUUUCUUAUCUCCAGGGAACGUGAUGGGAGCCGGCGGCCGGAUGCCUGUGCUGAGCAGCAACAAGUUGGAGGGGCAUAAGAGCCAGGUUGAGCGAGUGCCACACACAACCCCUCCAUUCACUCUAAGCCAAAUCAAGAAAGCCAUCCCGCCCCAUUGCUUCAAGCGCUCCCUCGUCCGCUCCUUCUCCUACGUUGGUCACGACCUCUUCUUUGCCGCUCUGUUCUACUACAUUGCCACCUCUUACUUCCACCUCCUUCCCCACCCCCUCCCCUACCUGGCCUGGCCCCUCUACUGGAUCGUCCAAGGCUGUGUCUGUACCGGCAUUUGGGUCAUCGCCCACGAAUGCGGUCACCAUGCAUUUAGCGACCACCAGUGGGUCGAUGACACUGUUGGCCUAAUCCUCCACUCUGCACUCCUCGUCCCCUACUUCUCCUGGAAGUACAGCCACCGCCGCCACCACUCCAAUACCGGAUCCCUAGAACGAGACGAGGUCUUUGUUCCAAAACCAAAAUCCAAGAUUUCAUGGUACUCCAAGUACUUAAACAACCCUCCAGGGAGACUUCUUAGCCUUCUUGUCACUCUAACUCUUGGAUGGCCUCUCUACUUAGCCUUCAACGUCUCAGGGAGACCCUACGACCGUUUCGCGUGCCACUACGAUCCCUACGGUCCAAUCUACUCCGACCGUGAAAGGCUUCAAAUCUUCGUCUCUGAUGCAGGGAUUUUCGUCACAACUUUCGUGCUUUACCAGCUCGCAGCUGCAAAAGGCUUGGCUUGGAUCGUAUGCGUGUACGGCGUGCCUUUACUGAUCGUGAACGGCUUCCUUGUGCUGAUCACCUACUUGCAGCACACUCACCCAGCAUUGCCACAUUACGACUCGUCGGAAUGGGACUGGCUGAGAGGCGCAUUGGCGACCGUAGAUCGAGAUUACGGGGUUUUAAACAGGGUUUUCCACAACAUCAAUGACACUCAUGUGGCGCACCAUCUCUUCUCCACAAUGCCGCAUUAUAACGCCAUGGAAGCGACCAAGGCGGUGAAGCCUUUGUUGGGAGAGUACUAUCGUUUCGACAGGACGCCGAUUUUCAAGGCAAUGUGGAGGGAGGCAAAGGAGUGUCUCUAUGUUGAGCCAGAUGAUGAUGCUCCCAACAAAGGUGUUUUCUGGUACAGGAACAAGCUUUGAUACGUCGGAAUGGGAAGGAAAAAUAUUUAGUAUGUAGUGUUGGUAUCUAGUACUGUUGUGUAACGUUAAUAAACGUUCAGAACGGAAGAGACUUUGGUCUCUUUCCAGAAAGAGAGCUAGAAAUUAAGAGUGAAUUGUGCUAUGCUUAAGGUUUAUGACUUUAGUUUUUUUGGUCUCUCCUUUGGUCUGUGAAUAGUGCUAUGCUUAAUGUUAAUAAAUGUUUGGUAUGAGGAUUCGUGCUA